AUGGAAAGAAGCAAUAAUGUCACUGUGUUCGUUCUAUUGGGACUUUCACAAAACAGAAAUACUGAAAUCCUGUGCUUUGUAUUCUUUUUAUUUUGUUACGUAGGCAUUUGGACAGGAAAUACACUCAUAAUGAUUUCCAUCACAUGCUCUCAGCUGAUUGACCAGCCCAUGUAUUUCUUCCUGAAUUACCUCUCACUCUCUGACCUUUGCUACACAUCCACAGUGACCCCUAAGCUGAUGACUGACUUACUGGCCGAGAGGAAGGCCAUUUCCUACACUAACUGCAUGGUACAACUAUUUAUCAUUCACUUCCUUGGCAGCAUUGAGAUCUUCAUUCUCACGGGCAUGGCCUAUGACUGCUAUGUGGCCAUCUGUAAGCCCUUGCACUACACCGUCAUCAUGAGCAGGCAGAAGUGUAACACAAUAAUUCUAGCAUGUUGUGUUGGAGGGUUUGUACACUCUGCCAGUCAGUUUCUCCUCACCAUUUUCUUACCAUUCUGUGGUCCCAAUGAGAUGGAUCACUACUUCUGUGAUGUGUAUCCUUUGCUGAAGUUGGCCUGUUCGAACACAGUAGGUAUCCUAGUCAUUGUGAAUUCAGGCCUGAUUGCUUUCGUGACGUUUGUUGUCUUGGUCUCUUACUUUUUAAUACUAUACACCAUCAGGGCUUACUCUGCAGAGAGCUGCAGCAAAGCCCUUUCCGCUUGCAAUUCCCACAUCACAGUUGUGGUCCUAUAUUUUGCACCAGCAAUAUUCGUUUACAUUAGGCCAGCAACAACAUUCCCAGAAGAUAAAGUGCUUACUCUUUUCUGUACCAUCAUCGCCCCCGUGUUCAACCCUCUGAUCUAUACGCUAUGGAAUGUGGAAAUGAAGAAUGCCUUGAGGAAGAUAUGGUGUCAUCCAACACCCCUAAAGACAAAGUAA
This is a messenger RNA of Ochotona princeps (American pika), 921 nucleotides long. RefSeq names its product olfactory receptor 4P4-like. NCBI's taxonomy places the organism in Eukaryota, Metazoa, Chordata, Mammalia, Lagomorpha, Ochotonidae. Gene Ontology annotation, molecular function: olfactory receptor activity; G protein-coupled receptor activity. Gene Ontology annotation, biological process: G protein-coupled receptor signaling pathway. The record is from RefSeq and is a predicted model, not a curated record. Gene Ontology annotation, cellular component: membrane.